CGCUCGCAGGCUGGAGCCCGGGUCAGCUUUGGCAUCUACCUCCAGUCAGUGACCGACUCCUGGCUUAGGGUGCGCUGUGUUCGCCCCACGGCUGCCGUCCAUAUUCUCCCUCCUGCUACGGGAACGAGCCCCUCGUUUGGCGGGUUUAGGAAAAGCAAAGACAGGAGGAUUAAAAACAAGAAAGACCUGGCUGGGAUUGGGUGUUGUCUGCAGUGCCCGCAGAGGAGGCGGCGGCGGCUGCGACCACGGCCGCGCGGGACGUGAGGCCCGAGAGCAGUCGGCGGCGGCGGUGGCCGCCGCUCCAGUGCCUCGCGCCGGGGCCGUUAGUCAGCAGAACGCGAGCUCGUGCGGAGGAGCAGGGCCGGCGAGAAGCGAGACUUGGCAGCGCCAGCCGGGCCCUCUCGGGCGCCGCUGUCCUUGUAGGUCCCGGCGCCGGGGACUGCAGCUCCUGUCCCCCCUCUUGGGCCGGGCCCGUCCGCAGGCGGGGAGCGUCCGGCAUCCGGAACGAGGGACGCGUCUCGUGGGGGAUCCCGAGUCAGCGGACGUUCUCUCCCGACCCUUGGUGCCCGGCGCCUCGGCCGUGGCCGCUCAGGUGCAGAAGAUGAAUAAUCUUUCAUUUAGUGAGCUGUGUUGCCUCUUCUGCUGUCCACCUUGCCCAGGGAAAAUUGCUUCAAAAUUAGCAUUUUUGCCACCUGAUCCAACUUACACACUGAUGUGUGAUGAAAGUGGAAGCCGCUGGACUUUACACCUAUCAGAACGAGCAGACUGGCAGUACUCUUCUAGAGAAAAGGAUGCUAUUGAGUGUUUCAUGACUAGAACCAGUAAAGGCAACAGAAUUGCCUGUAUGUUUGUGCGUUGCUCGCCCAAUGCUAAAUACACUUUACUCUUCUCACAUGGAAAUGCUGUAGAUCUUGGUCAGAUGAGCAGCUUUUACAUAGGACUGGGAUCACGGAUUAAUUGUAAUAUAUUUUCAUACGAUUACUCUGGAUAUGGUGCAAGUUCUGGGAAGCCAACAGAGAAGAACCUCUAUGCAGAUAUUGAAGCUGCUUGGCUUGCUCUUAGAACAAGGUAUGGCAUCCGUCCUGAAAAUGUGAUUAUAUAUGGCCAAAGUAUAGGGACAGUACCGUCUGUGGAUCUUGCUGCUCGGUAUGAAAGUGCUGCUGUUAUUCUUCAUUCUCCUUUGACCUCGGGAAUGCGCGUUGCUUUUCCUGAUACCAAGAAGACAUACUGUUUUGAUGCAUUCCCAAAUAUUGACAAAAUCUCUAAAAUAACCUCUCCAGUAUUAAUAAUUCAUGGGACUGAAGAUGAAGUCAUUGACUUUUCACAUGGCCUCGCAUUGUUUGAGCGUUGCCAAAGACCUGUGGAGCCGCUGUGGGUUGAAGGAGCAGGACACAAUGAUGUGGAACUUUAUGGACAAUACCUUGAAAGGUUGAAACAGUUUGUGUCACAGGAACUGGUAAAUUUGUAAAAAUACUCUGUAAAUUCACAUACCGGGUUUUCUUUUCCUGAUGAACUGCACUCUUUGGUAAAUAACAUAAAACCUGAAGGUUUUGUUUACAAAUCAUGUCAGUUGCCUUCAUAAAUGUACAGGUAAUGAUUUGUUAACAGACUUAAUGAAGGUUUUAAUUACCAGAACUAGAAACUGGAAAUAAACAGUAUCAUGCAGUCAAGCUAUGUAAUUUAUAUUUUCUCUGUGAAUUUUUUUUUUUAAACAUCAAGAUGAGUACUGUAUGAAAUUUUAAUUCUAUGAAAUCAAAUGCUAUAAAAGUAUUGCCAAAUGCUUUUGCCUAUCAAAAACAAGUUUAUAAAUAUUUUUAAAACAUCUCAAUGUACUAAAUCUUAUCCUGGUAAACAAAUGUAAUAUUCUUUCAAAAAGCUGUAUACCUAAAGCAAUUCAAGUACUCAUAAUA
Messenger RNA from Castor canadensis (American beaver), 1910 nucleotides. It is a transcript of the gene Abhd17b, whose product is annotated as abhydrolase domain containing 17B, depalmitoylase. Gene Ontology annotation, cellular component: plasma membrane; endosome membrane. Gene Ontology annotation, molecular function: palmitoyl-(protein) hydrolase activity. Gene Ontology annotation, biological process: protein depalmitoylation; regulation of postsynapse organization. The record is from RefSeq and is a predicted model, not a curated record. NCBI's taxonomy places the organism in Eukaryota, Metazoa, Chordata, Mammalia, Rodentia, Castoridae.